UGAGAGAUUUCUGUAGUUAAAUAUAGCUUUGAAUUUACAGUCGGCUGAUUCGGUACGGAUUCCAUUUUAAAAUUUCUCGCAGUAAUUUGAUGUUACUCGUACCAAUCGACGUCAUGAGAUGGUGCGGGCCUGUUUCUUUGAAGCUGGUGAUGUGCUGGGAAUUUUGAACGACGCUGGAAAGUUGUGUUGAAUGUGUUUCGGUGAAGCGGUGAUUGGAGGCCGCGUGUCCGCAGCGGGCCACCGUCCGGCUGCUCGGACUCCGCGCUUUGCUGGGGACUCGAGUGCAGCUGGAGUCCGGGCUCCGGGAACCUGCUCCCAGGAGGAAGUAUGUCGGAUUCCGAGUUGGAGAAUUACUCGUCAGAGGAGGACGCGGAUUAUGAGCCUUCAGAUGAAGAUUACAGCGAGGAUGAUGUCAAUGAGCUUGUGAAGGAAGACAAUCUAGAUGAAGAUGAACAACCCCAGAAAAGAAAAUCUCUAAAGAAAGCAGGAAACGGAAUCUCCUCCAGAAAAAGAAACCUUGAGGGACGAUGUUUGCAGCUUGAUGUGGGAGAAGGAGAGGGUGACCAAACUGCUGACUCAACAGUGGAGGAUGAUUUGAAGGAAAAGAAGAAAGCGGAUGACCUGUGGGCCAGUUUCCUGAGUGAUGUUGGGCAAAAGCUUAAACCUGUACCCACUACUCCAACUUCCAGAAAAGAGGACAUAUUAGUAGAUCAAGGGAAGUUGAGCAAGCCUCAGGACAUAGUGAAAGACUCUGAGAAGCCCAAAGCAGCUGGAAAAGUCACAAUCACAAAGGUGUUUGAUUUUGCUGGAGAAGAAGUCAAGGUGACUAAAGAAGUGGAUGCUGCUUCCAAAGAAGCUAAAAUCUUUUUGAAAAACCAGAAUGAAGUUCAGGAAAAAGGUUCUCCAGCAGCACCAGCAACCAUGGAAGUGGGAGCUCCGACAGGUUCAGGAGUAAAGAGGCAAAGUGCGAUAGGUAACAUUCUGGGAAAGAUUGGAGGAAAGAAACAGAAGAUGAGCACCUUAGAGAAAUCAAAGAUCGACUGGGAAGCCUUCAAAGAAAAGGAAGGGAUUGGUGAUGAGCUUGCAAUCUAUAACCGAGGAAAAGAAGGAUACAUCGAACGGAAAGCUUUCUUGGACAGAGUCGAUCACCGGCAGUUUGAGCUGGAACGUGACAUCCGGCUCAGUAACAUGAAGCCGUGACAUUAAUCUCUCAGAAGUCUGUUGUUUAAUGUAAAUGUGUAUCUGAACUACUCAGCACAUAUUACCAGUGCCCCAGGAGGCAAUGGUUUGUGACUGUCCCACAUGUACUGUAAGCAAUGUCCAGCCUUUUCCUUCCUGUGGAUUCCAUUGCAUUUUUAAUUGUUAACCUUAUGUUAAAGAUUUUUUUUUAAAUGAUCAAUAGAUAGUUGGAUAGUGACUAAUAGUGGGUCUUGACUAUUUUUUUCUCUUUUUAUGACCGCAGCAAGUUCAAUGAGGUGACAAAGAUCAUUGCAUGUUUUAGAACUUAAUACUUGGCAAGACUCUUACAUCGAUGUUAUUUGGUGACAGUACUGUUAGAUUUUGUUCUACAAGGACAAAAAAAAUUGUACUUUAGUUCUGUGAAUUCUUUUAAUAUCUGCAAUCUCAAUCAUGACAUUGCCAAUGUGUCUAUACAAAUUAAAAUGAAAAUUAAUUUGA
Messenger RNA from Carcharodon carcharias (great white shark), 1677 nucleotides. It is a transcript of the gene cfdp1, whose product is annotated as craniofacial development protein 1. The record is from RefSeq and is a predicted model, not a curated record. Lineage: Eukaryota; Metazoa; Chordata; Chondrichthyes; Lamniformes; Lamnidae. The transcript has 7 exons. The coding region runs from base 328 to 1200 and encodes 290 amino acids.